AUUUUUCUAAAAUGUACUUAUCGUAUGCGUGUCUGUUUCUACUUGGUUUAUUUCCAUUAUGUUAUGGUAAUAAUGUAGUACUCGUAUUUCUAAUUUUUCAUAAUAAAUGUCUACUUUAAACAGGUCAAUGCGUAUUCAAUGAAGCAUUAUUAAGAAUAGCAAACUGUUACCUAUCUAAUGCAGGUAAUAUUAAUAUCACUGCGACAAUUUCUGGAAAAAUUAUUGCAAAUGGAUAUUUGGAGUAUGUCUGUGCUCCAGGCUACACAUCUAAUCCAACUAUUGGUACUCGUCUUACAUGUUUUAACAAUGGAUCAUGGAGUCCAUUACCAGUUUGUCAACCUAUUAAUCCAUGUCCAAGUGCACCUCUCUUUACUUUCCUUCAGAAUCAAUCUGCGUCAUUGACAUUGAAUAGCAGCUAUAAUCUACCAAGGAAUGAAACAGAUAAUAAUUAUGUAGUUUCUGGAGCUUUCGUGCCAGCAACAUGCCGAACAGGAUAUAUAAAUAUUGCAGGUCCACUCAAUAUAACAUGCGUGAAUGGUACCUGGACCCGAUAUCCCAAUUGUAUCCUUAAUAUCAGCAAUGUUUCUAUGACUUCAAUUAUGACGACGACGGCGAAAGUCAGCAUUGACGCUCCAUGUCCUAUUGAAGUGACCACUUUUUCUAUUGAAAAUGGAUUUCUGGUUCAUAGUUCAACGCUUAUACUGCCAUUUUUUACAUAUCAAGGACGGAUUACGUUUGGCUGUAAAUCUGGUUAUAUGAUCGAUCCAGCUAUUAGUGCUCUUUACGAGUGUAAUAAUGGUGUUUGGUCUACUAAACCUCGUUGUUUAAAAAUUGAUAACUGCUCAAUUUCAAAUCUGACAGCAUUACUCUCAAGUACACCUCAGUUACAAACUACUGGUCUAACAAAACUAAUACAAAUUCCUGAUAAUCCAACUCUUGUUCGCGAUGGUUCCUAUGUUGUAUUUAGUUGUAUGAGUGGCUAUGGAGCCGUUAGCGGUAGUCUAAGUGUGACAUGCAUUAAUAGUUCAUGGACCCAAUUUCCAACAUGUGUUCCUCUUAUUCAGGGUGUGAUUUCCCCGUAUGAGUAUGAUUAUUAUAUUUAUCCAUUCAGCUGUUCUUUAUUUGGUUGGAGAAACAGAAAUGAAUGUUUAAAUAUUACAAAGUUUAUUUAUAACUGUUCAAUUCCAAGUUUAACAAAAUUACUCCCAAGUAUACCUGGCUUACAAGUUACUGACCAAAUACAAUUGAAGCAAAUUCCUGAGGAGUCAACUCUCGUUCACAAUGGCUCCUAUGUUGUAUUUAGUUGUAUGAGCGGUUACACGAACGCUGGUGGUAAUUUGAAUGUAAUGUGCAUGAACGGUUCAUGGACGCAAGCUCCCGAGUGUGUUCCAAUUUCACAAGUUACAAAGGUAUCAUCAACUGGUAAAUCAGCUUGCCCCUACUUGGCAAGUAUGAUUAAUAUUACGAAUGGGCAUGCAAGCAAUUUAAGUGGACUCACAUUAUCAGUUGAAAAUAAAGCUGCAUCAGGAUCAUUCAUUGAUUACCAAUGUGUAUCACCGUUUACUUUAAAAGGCAACUCACGUAUGAUCUGCGAGAAUGGUGUUUGGAGUGCACUCCCUGUUUGCACAGCGAAUUCAGGUUGCUCUGUGUCUGAAUUACAAUCAGUAUUGGUUAAGAUGAGAGUAAUAUCUAAAUCACUCUCGGUCAGUGACAAUGGUGAUAUUCUUGUUGGCGGAUGGAUUCAACUUCAGUGUGCACCAGGUCUCAUUUUAUUAUCAGGCUCUCUAAAUAUUACUUGCAAAGCAACAGGAACGUGGACACAAUUUCCUAUUUGCUCAUGA
Messenger RNA from Adineta steineri, 1841 nucleotides. Lineage: Eukaryota; Metazoa; Rotifera; Eurotatoria; Adinetida; Adinetidae. The record is from the annotation of a GenBank genome assembly.